This is a messenger RNA of Nematolebias whitei (Rio pearlfish), 1175 nucleotides long. It is a transcript of the gene chic1, whose product is annotated as cysteine-rich hydrophobic domain 1. The record is from RefSeq and is a predicted model, not a curated record. Bases 1 to 525 code for a protein of 174 amino acids. The transcript has 6 exons. Lineage: Eukaryota; Metazoa; Chordata; Actinopteri; Cyprinodontiformes; Rivulidae.
AUGAGCGUCUUACUCCCCAACAUGUCGGACUUUGAUACCAUUUAUGAGUUAGAAGACGAGGAGGAUGAGCACAUAGUAAGCGAGGAUAACUUGCCCAGAUUCUGCCCGGAGCCCGUGGUCAUGCGUGGGGCCGGGCACAUCACCGUGUUUGGACUGAGCAACAGAUUUGACACAGAAUUUCCUUCUGUUCUCACGGGAAAGGUGGCACCGGAGGAAUUCAAAACCAGCAUCAGCAGAGUGAACGCUUGUCUGAAGAAGAACCUGCCAGUGAACGUGAAGUGGCUUCUCUGCGGCUGCUUGUGUUGCUGCUGUACAGUCGGCUGCAGUCUAUGGCCUGUAAUCUGCCUCAACAAGAGAACAAGACGGUCGAUUCAGAAGCUGUUAGAGUGGGAGAAUAACAGAUUAUACCACAAGCUCGGCCUGCACUGGAAGCUCAGUAAAAGAAAAUGUGAAAGCAGCAACAUGAUGGAAUUUGUGAUUCUUAUAGAAUUCUUACCUAAAUAUCCUAUAUUCCGACCGGACUGAGGACUGUUAUCAGACAGGACGUGCGGCCCUUGAAUCCUCUCCUUAGUGCCUUGUAUAUACAGUAUAAGUUGGAAUAAGGGUCUGCACCGACGUCUCUCCCCCUCCCCCCGUACAGUCCCCUCUCGUUCAUUAAAGUUUGCAACACUGUCACUUUGCUUUAUAGCAGAUUUUGCACAUUUGUCCCAGACAUGCCUCCUUUCUUCCACCCUCUUUGUUGCACUCUUAAUGUUGUUAAACAUGUUAAAACAAAUGAAAAUCGUAAAAAAAAAAAAGUGCAUUCACCCCAAAGAUCCUUCAACCUGUCUGUUACAAUUCCGUGCAAAGAAUGUGAUGCUUCCACACUCCAUAUACCCCUCCCCGCCCGCCUUACGUAUCAUUUAAAACAUUUAUCUACAUAUAUUUAUGUGUAGCUGGAGGAGUGGUCUAACAGGUGUGUAGGCUUAAGGCUGUUUGAAUCGUUGAAUGCAGCUCUUUGCAGGUAGACGGGACGGUUGAAGUUGCCUGAUGCACAGCGUACACCCUACGUUUUGUCUUUACAUUAACCCUUUGUACAACAAGCUAAUACAAGAACUUGACCUGUAAAUAACAUGUUAGAAUAAGCUGUACAUUGGUGUAUUUUUGUUUACAUAAGCUAGUUAUUUAGUUUUUUU